This is a messenger RNA of Patella vulgata (common limpet), 2908 nucleotides long. RefSeq lists its product as uncharacterized. Lineage: Eukaryota; Metazoa; Mollusca; Gastropoda; Patellidae. The transcript is spliced from 8 exons. The coding region runs from base 248 to 1039 and encodes 263 amino acids. The record is from RefSeq and is a predicted model, not a curated record.
CGACUACUUCCACUUUAUUUAGAGGAGGGGCCUAAAUAUUUUGUGCAGCUAAGAAGGUGGCGAAAUAGACAUCAACAAUGCAGAGUUUUAUUUUUUAAUUCAAAAUUUAUUUAUGUAAAUUUCAUGUACCGUACCAAACAAGGCCAAGAAAGUUUAUAGGUCCAGACUGCUAUUAUUACAACAGUAGCCACUGAGAGUCAAUUAUAAUUCCAUGUAUUAAUUCCAUGUAACACUAUACACACCAAUAAUGGCUACAGCAAGACCAAAAGUAAAGCCUUACUAUAUCAGAGGAAGCAUUGUACCAUUUGAAGAAGAUGCAAUGCAUGAGUUUAAAGGUCAUAGAAAUUUGACCAUUGAGGAGUUACCCCCUUGGACUCAGGAGAGUAAAACAGAAAAAUCUUCUCGAAAGUCUGUUUCAAGGACAAUCAAUGCAUUUUUAAACACAGGAUAUGGUGGCACAGUGUAUCUUGGUAUAAUUGAUUCUGGUAAAGUUAGUGGUCUAAAGCUUACACAAUACCAGAAGGACCAUGUGACAGGUAGUUUACAAGAUUUAAUGGGUAGAUAUACACCACCUGUUAAAUCUCAUAGAUAUAAAAUUAAAUUUAUACCGGUAUUAUCCAAAGGUUACUCAGAGCAAGACAUUGCGAGACAAUGUUCUUAUGAUUCUAGUUCUGUGGUUGAUAUUACAGGUAGAUCAAGAGAACAUUUAUAUAGGACACACCGUUAUUGUUGGUGUGAUAACGACUCUAAUGCUCAACAUAACUGUGGAUUAUUAAUAGCUGAUUAUAUAAUAGAAAUAAGGAUUAAACCGUGGGAUUCAACUGAUCCUAGAAACAAAGAUCAUGGUAUGGGCACCUUAAUCAACCUUCAUCCUAUUCACGAAAAUGAAGAAGGAUCAGUUUAUUUUCGAAGACAAGCUAGUCUGGUUAAGUAUUCUAUAACAGAUAUUGUGCAAGUUACUAGAAAACAAGUCAAAGACAGUUGUAGAAAGGAAAUAGAGAGGUUAAAAAGAGAAAUAAAUCAAGCAUGCAAGAAAUAGUUUGAUGGAUGGUAGAAUUUCCUGAUCUUCUCUAUUUUUAAGAUGUAAUAUUAUAACAUUGUUAUUUUUUCAAUAUCUAUUUUGUUAACGAUAUUGAACAUAGAAAUUUUCCAUGUAGAUUGCUAUAUAAUGAUUUAUUGACAGAAAAUUGAAAAAUUGUAAUUAUAAAAACAUAUUAAGUUGAUGUAAUUAUUCAAAAAUGCCAUUUUACAUUUCUUGCUUAUCAAAUGUAGUUUUCCAUAAAGUUUUCUUGUCGUAGUUCAAGUCAAUAUUUGUUUAUGAGGAUGCUUGAUUGUGAGUCCAGAAGGCUCUAAAUUGACAUAAUUACAUUUGAGUAACAGAAUUGAGUUUGCCAGCUAGUUCUGAUAUAUAUGAACAUGCCAUUAAUAAUAGCUGAUAUAUGUCGAUAUCAUGUCAUUAGCUUAUAUUAAUCUAGUCUUCAUCUUACUACGGUACUAAAGACAUCUGCAACCAAUAAGAACAAUUUUGCAUAUAUAUUUAGUCUUUUUAAAUAAAACUUGGUAAUUAGAAUCUUGAAUGAUGUCAUUUAUAAUUCAAAAGUAAAAUUUCAGUACAGUAAAAAGAAAUAUCAAUAUUGUAUAAAAAAAUCUUUUUGAUUAUGCUUUGUAUAACAUGAAUUUUAUUGAAGUAAAUCAAAGAAAGUACUUAAAAAAAUCAGUCUAUUUGAAAACAAAAUAAAAAUAUUGAUAUGCCAAAUGUUUUGCCAUUUACGCGUAAAAUGUGUAUUUCAGUGUAUCAGGAUUUUUUUUGACAACCCUGAACACUUGAAUCUCAAUUGUUCAGAAAAGUACAUACGAAGCUAAGCAAAUGAAUGUUCUGUCCUGAUGUUAAUAUAUAUUUUUGUAUUUUAUACUAGUAGAUUUAGUUUUUAAUAUAGUAAUUAGUGGAUUUAAUAUUUUAGUAGAGUAUAGCUUUUUAGGAAAUUAUAUAUUUUUAUAAUUAAGGACCAAAAUCUAUUUGAUUUAAUUAAAAACUGAAGUGUUAAUUUGAUUAUCGGUACAUCUAAAGUUAUAUGUAGAUAUGGGAAAAGAGUAAACUCCAUAUGAUGAUAUUUUCAGCUUAAUGAACUCCACAGAAGUGUGGCUAAACUAAACUCCAUAUGAUUAAAUGUUCAGCUUAGUGACCUCCACAGAAGUGUGGCUAUAUAGCUUUCUUUUGUACUUGAACUGUCUACAGCACAAAUAUCUGUUGGAAUCUACCAUAGCUAUAACUUUUAAUGUAGCAUAUUUCUCCCCUGACCCAACACCACUAUUAUCGUACAAGAUCUUAACAAAUCAAUACUUCAUUUUCUCUUAAAUCAAAGAGGUUGUAUCCAUUUAGUAAAAAGAUUACUAAUUUAAUCUUAUAUAUGAAUCACACAAUUGUAAAUAUUUUUAAUGAUUUUUGAAUUCAUGUAUGCAGAGCCAUUUACACUAUGUUGUAAGAAAUUUGUCAAAGGUAAUUUCCUAUCAAGGUGGUCAGAUUGUGGAAACAAGUGUAGUCAAAACUGUGUUAAGUUUCCACAAACAAAAUUCACUUCCAUUUAGGUUUAAAACUUUAUUAAUAUGUUUAAAGUGCUUUUCUUUAACCUUUUCAAUGUAACAUCAUUUCAAAGGAGAGUCCGAGGUUGAUCCUAUUUCGACAGGUCAGGGUCCAUAUUCAAAGGAUAUCUUAAGUCUAAGAUAGUCACUUAAUUACUAGAUUUCACUUAAAUAUACGUAACUAUCUGUAAGUUAAGGGUAAGUGGUAUUCAAAGGCAAUGUUAAGUAUCAAAUUUUCCUUUAAAGUUAAGUUUAGUAUUUAGCGGUAUUCAAAGGCCAGUUUAAGUGAGAAAAAUCCAGUUAACUUUAAGUGACCCAUUGAAGGUAC